Effrenium voratum is the source of this 1507-nucleotide messenger RNA. The record is from the annotation of a GenBank genome assembly. NCBI's taxonomy places the organism in Eukaryota, Dinophyceae, Suessiales, Symbiodiniaceae.
GCUUGCAGAGCCUUACUACGGGCCGCUCCUCCGUGAUUUCCGGGGACUGGGCGCGGCAGCGGCUGCUUUCGGCUGGAGAGGAUUCAAUGCUGCAUCUCCGGGAUGCCUUCCGCCGGGGUCAGUGCAUCGGACACCUGGAGGGGCACACAGAUGCCGUCUUGUGCGUGUCAGUGGACUGGGCUAGCACUCGAGCACUGAGCGGAAGCAGUGAUCGCCGCUUGGUCCUGUGGGACAUGGCCGAGUGGAAGUCGCUGCGGACCUUCCAUGGCCACCGAGACGCGGUGCGCUGCCUUAGCGUGGACUGGGCGAAGGGUCAAGCGCUCAGCGGCAGCUUUGACCGCACCUUGCUGCUUUGGGACCUGGAGAACGAAAAGGCGCUUGCCUCCUUAGAGGGCCAUCGGGACUGGGUUUGCUGCGUAUGCUGCUACUGGCCCGGGCGAAAAGCGCUCAGCGGUGGCAGGGAAGGUGCACUGAAGCUUUGGGACUUGGACACGGCUUCUUGCACGUUGACGCUCGAGGGCCAUCCAGAUGCCGUUUGGAGCGUGGCGCUCAACUUGACCGAAGCUUCUGCCGGGAGGGCGUUGAGCGCGGGCCGGGACCGCCAGCUGCGGCUUUGGUGCUUGGCGGAGGGCCGGCUUUUGCGGUGCCUGGCGGGUCACCAGGAUGCUGUGAGGUCCUUGGAUGUGGACUGGGCUUCGCAGCAAGUCCUUAGCUGCGGCUUUGACAACGUGCUGCGACUUUGGAACCUGGAGUCCUCAGAACAUAUCCAGGAAUUCGAGGGUCACACCAGAGGUGUGACCUGCUGCAGCGUGGACUGGACCUCGGGCAUGGCGGUAUCUGGAGGCGAAGACAGCACGGUGCGGCUCUGGGACAUUUUCGCAGAAGAUGAUGCGUCAGAUCGCGUCCUGGGCGGGCAUGCCGGGGCAGUGCUUUGCGUCUCUAUGGGCUGCGGCCCCAGCAUCACACCACGUGGAGACAGCGCAGGCCCUGAUGCUUUCUCAGCCUACGCAGCCUGGGGCGAGCAGGUGACCAGAAUGAUGGCUGGCCGAGUGAUAUUCUAGCAGCGGAGCUGCGAGUUCGUUCAGAUGAUCACACGUGGUGACCCCGGUGGGGCAAGGAUGAGGCAAACGAAGCUCUUCAAGGCUGGCGUCCUCUGACCCGGCGAUGCUCCACGCAGCGAGACCCGCGCAUUGCGAUGCGGCCUCGAGGAGGCCGACUGUGAGACAGCUGCGCGAUUCGGUAUCGAUCCUAGAGCCCGAUUUCCUGGAAGGGGCCUCGGAAUAUCUCGGAAUGCACAAAAUCCUCAGAGGUAGAAAACAAUUGCCUUUGUGCGCACAGUACCUUGACUGACUGGCCUUGCUGGCAACAGGCAAGCCAGCCAAUGUAAUGUGCACACAGCAGAUUGUUUGAAUCCAGCAACCGGGGCGGACAUAAGUUCUACAGAGGAAAAUGCAGUACCAGUAUCGCUGUUUCGGCGUUUGUACGUUGAAAUGGCGUGGCCAUUGCA